Messenger RNA from Anisakis simplex (herring worm), 1242 nucleotides. The record is from the annotation of a GenBank genome assembly. NCBI's taxonomy places the organism in Eukaryota, Metazoa, Nematoda, Chromadorea, Rhabditida, Anisakidae.
AUGACCGAAUUGCGAGCCCUGGUUCCGUCAAACGGACGGGAUCUGAGUGCUGCAGCCAUAUCGCAGUGUCACCAGAAUUCAACUGAAUAUCGAAUAAUCACGAAAUUUUACAUUCGUGGUUUCGGCGGGGUCCCACUAAUUAAGGGAGAUCCAAAAAUUAUACCCAUCAAAGCUCAGGUACCAAUCAUCUCUCGUUUUCAUAAGUUUAUCGCUGAGAAAGCACGAUUGUUGAGGCCAAGGGCGAUCUACAUAUGUGAUGGUGGAGAGAUGGAACGGGAAGACUUGAUCAGGGAACUGAAACAAAUCGGUGUGGCUAAAGAGUUGAAAGCACACAACAACUGUUGCUUGAUAACUACCGAUCAACGAGAUGCACACUCGAUGCCAAUCGAUCCGUUUAUUGCGUCAGAUUGCAUUACUUCCACUGAAACAAACCCAGUGGACACCGUUGACAAUCCCGAAAACAUAUUCGAGCCUCUGCAAAACAAGUCGGGUCACAGUUGUCAAAACAUUCAGUUGCGAUUUUUGAGAUUCUCAUAUGGCCGAUCGGUGUUUGCAAAAUGGAUAUCUCCAUUUGAAAUGGGUGUGGAAUUGGAUGAGCGCUUUCCAUGUGCAAUGGCCGGUAUGUUUGCUCGACGAUACUCAUCAACAAAUCUCGUUAAAUCAUCGUAUUUUGCUGCUUAUUUGCAGAGAAUUUUAAGGAUUCCCAUCCUAACGUUUGAGAAAUUGAAGCGUUCACAACGAAACUAUCAACUAUAUUUGAUGUUGUCGGGAACUGAGCUUGCAGGUCGAGUCAUGUAUGUGUUGCCAUUCUCGUUGGGUCCAAUCGGUGGACGCUUCUCUGCUAACGCUAUUCAGCUAACCGACAGCCCCUACGUAGCAUUGAUAACAGUCACUUGUGCAAGCGUAAAAGUUUUCAGAGUAUCACCUGCUGUAUGGGAUUGUAUACAUGACAAACGAUUUGUUCGUUGUGUUCAUUCUGUAGGUGUUCAACGGCCCAUCAUCUACAAACUUGAAAAUAACUGGCCAUGCGUGCCUGAACUAGCUUUGUUGGCGAUGUCGGCGAAAACGCCAGAGGAACGUGAAGUUUGGUCGUAUGGAACGGGGAAUGAAAGUGCCAUAUCUUGCUUGAGCGAGAUAUCGUUGAGACUUGCAUCAAUGGUUGCCAGGGAUGAGGGGUGGCUAGCGGAACAUAUGGCUGUCAUUGCAGUCACAGGUACUUCUGACUUCCCAAUACUUGUAUAA